Messenger RNA from Brassica napus (rape), 1523 nucleotides. Its product is annotated as SKP1-like protein 13. The coding region runs from base 579 to 1058 and encodes 159 amino acids. The record is from RefSeq and is a predicted model, not a curated record. Gene Ontology annotation, molecular function: cullin family protein binding. Gene Ontology annotation, biological process: SCF-dependent proteasomal ubiquitin-dependent protein catabolic process. NCBI's taxonomy places the organism in Eukaryota, Viridiplantae, Streptophyta, Magnoliopsida, Brassicales, Brassicaceae. The transcript has a single exon. Gene Ontology annotation, cellular component: nucleus; cytoplasm.
UUAUAGAGUUUUGAGGGUAGCUAGAUUAGCUAAUAAUAAUUUAUUAAGCAUAUAAAAGAUAAAUAUAUGACAUAAAAUGUAAUUUUUUUAAAUAACCAAAAUUUUCGUGUUACCAACACAGUUCAUUUUUCAAUGUGGGUAAAAUAUUUCUCAAAAGAACUUAACAAUUAAUUAAAAAAUCUUCUAUAAAAAUUUUAAUUUCUCAAAAAAAUUGUUUCCUUUCUCUCUAAAGUUCAAAGAUACAGAUUUAUAUUGUUAUUCAAAUCAAAAUUAAUUUUAUUAAUUGUAUUUUAAUAUAUCUAUAUAUAUAUAUAUAUUAAGAUUUUAAGACUUUAUAAGUAGAAAACUUAAGAAAUAUAAAUUUAUUUCUUUUUAACUUUUGAUGAAAAAGUAAUGUCUUAAUUAUAUAUAUGUAUGUUUUAAUAAACAUAUAUUUCUUUCCUAUUUUUAGUGUCAACAGAAAAUACAUUUCUUAAACAAGUUAUGACAUUGACAGACAAAAAUCCUAUAAAUAGAGACAUAGGUUCAUACUUUGUAGCAUUCACCUCAACAAGCAUCAAUCUCUAUAAAGAACCAACAUGUCGACGUUUAAGAUUAUCACGUUGAAGAGCUGCGAUGACAAGAUCUUUAAGGUUGACGAAGCGGUGGCUGUACAGUCACAAAUGAUAGCUCACAUGGUUGAAGAUGACUGUGUCGAUGGUGAAAUCCCUAUUUCCAAUGUCACCGGCGUGAUUCUCGCCAAAGUGAUCGAAUAUUGCAAAAAACAUCUUGUCAACCCCGAUGUCGAUGGUGAUUCAUCUUCUUCCACGGAAGAUGAACUCAAGAAUUGGGAUGCUGAGUUCAUGAAGAAUAUGGAUCAGGAGAUGCUUUUUGCCUUGAUAAUGGCUGCUAAUUAUCUAAACAUCAAGGAUCUUCUUGAUCUCAUUUGCCAAACCAUAGCUGAUAUGAUCAAAGGUUUUUCGGUAGACGAGGUUCGAACAUUUUUCAACAUUAAAAAUGAUUUUACACCGGAAGAAGAAGCAGAGAUUGGCGCCGAAAACGAAUGGGCUUUUGAAUAAUCAUGUAGAUCACUUUGGAUGACUUGUUCAUGACAUUGUCCUCGUGCAAUCUUUUUUAUUUAAUUUUUAUAUAUAAGCGACAAAAAAUGUUUUAUUUUUAUUCUAAUUAUAUGCAUGUAUUUAUUAACUAUAAAAGUGUUUAUAUUUUUAAUGAAAGUUUAAAUAUAAAAAGAUAUAUAAAUGAUAAGAAAAAUUAAAUAACUUGACAAAGAUUACAAGGAAAAACAUAAGCAUCAAAUUUUUUUAUCGUAAUUGCUAACAAAAUAAAUUUGUUUAUUUUUAUUUUAUCGUAAUUGUAAAAAGUUUAUCUUGUUCAACUCUUAGACCUUGAUUGGUAAAAUAUUAUACUCCUUAUUAUCUAAUCAACAAUUUAAAAAAACAUUUAAAAGAGCAUUUACAAGAUGAUAAUGCUCUCAAAUGAAACUUUUGGUAGAGCAUUUGCAUAGAAAAUAUAUAAAAAUUUAA